GUGUAUAAGUUCAAUAUUUUUAAAACAAGGUGUGCUGCCUCAUGUUGAGAGAAAGAAAGGAUUGUCAAGAUGGGAAAACGUGAUUUAUUUGGUGCUUGGAUAGAAUUUUCUUGGUGCGGGAGAAGGGAUAUUAGAAAAGUGAAUAUUUCGAAUCGCAUCUCUUAUUGUUCGCUAUGAACACGAAACACACCACUUGUCAUCAUGGGGUGAUAAUGACAAUCUCUCAGAAGUAGAUCAAGAUUUAAGAUCAAAUAUUUGGAUGGCUUGCAAACGAAAGAGAAAAAAGUUUGAGAUACGACGUACCUGAGGGAAGCUAUUCGAAACUCUGUGCCACUACGCCAUUCAACAUGGCGUAGCGGCGUGAAUUCAAAUAUCAGUGCAAUAUAGACAAGCUUUUUGAUAAGAAUAAAAAUAGUUAUGCGGUAGCGUGGACUAUGUGAGAGUUUAAAGUAUUAGCCCGAUAAAUUUCGGCUCCGAAUUGGAGCGAAGGCGGAUUGAGCACCAUCAGAAGAACAGCCUUGGCAUCCAUGGUGGUGAAUCCCGGCGAUGAUCGGGUACAAUCAACACAAUUCCGGCUACAACAAGCUAUUUACUCAGGGCUCGGCGGAUUCAAACUACUCGCAGCCGAGCUCGGAUCUCUCGCUGGACGAGGAGAAGGAGAGUUUGCGACGCGAGAAGGAGAGGCAGGCCCUCAAUCAACUCGAAAAAGCCAGAUCGAAGCCGGUAGCGUUUGCAGUGAGGACUAACGUGAGCUAUGACGGAUCCGUCGACGAUGACUCACCUGUUCACGGUUCGGCCGUCAGCUUUGACGUCCGCGACUUUCUUCACAUCAAGGAGAAGUACGACAACAACUGGUGGAUCGGCAGGCUCGUGAAAGAGAAUUGCGACGUGGGGUUCAUCCCAUCACCUGUGAAGCUGGAGGCCUUAAGGUUACAGGCGAGCGCUGCGCGAGGCACGAAGGGGCUCUAUUCGACGCGAGGAGGGUCUUCAGGGAACCUUGGCGAGAGUGGUAUGCCCUCACGUGGUUCCACACCACCUACGCCAGGUGACGACAGCGAUAGUGUCGGGAACGUGCGACCCGGCAAGGCGACUCUGACGACCCCACCCGCUAAGGAAAAACGGAAGAACUUCUUCAAGAAGCCGUCCUACGAAACGACGACUCCCUACGACGUGGUACCUUCCAUGAGGCCCGUAGUUUUGGUUGGACCGUCACUCAAGGGCUAUCAAGUGACGGAUAUGAUGCAGAAAGCUCUCUUCGAUUUUCUGAAACAUCGCUUCGAAGGCAGAAUUAUUAUAACAAGGGUAAUGGCAGAUAUAUCACUAGCGAAGAGAUCGUUACUGAACAAUCCAACUAAAAGAGCAAUUAUGGAGCGGUCAACCAGUAGGAGUAGUUGUUUAGCAGAGGUUCAGCAAGAGAUCGAAAGAAUUUUCGAACUUGCUAGAACUCUCCAGCUGGUUGUUUUGGAUUGCGAUACCAUAAAUCAUCCGUCGCAAUUAGCGAAGACCAGCUUAGCACCCACGAUCGUCUACUUGAAGAUUUCUUCGCCAAAAGUUCUACAAAGGUUGAUCAAGACCCGAGGAAAGUCGCAAAUACGUCAUCUUAAUGUACAAAUGGUAGCCGCGGAGAAGCUGGCACAAUGUCCGCCGGAGAUGUUCGAUGUUAUCCUGGAUGAGAAUCAAUUAGAGGAGGCAUGUGAACAUGUGGCCGAGUACCUGGAAGCUUACUGGAGGGCAACACAUCCGCCGGAUUUUUCAACGGUGCCACGUGCCGUGCCUGCACCUGAUGUACCGACGGAUACGUAUACGCAACGUGUGCCAUCAGGUGCCCCUCAUGAGCCUUACUAUCAUCGGAGAGGAGCUAGUUACGGCGCUGGAGAUGUCAGCGGUGGAACGAGAAGAUCACGGCUGGAGCGGAUGGAUCGCGAUCGGGGAGAUCGCAUGGAUCACGACUACGGCGAGGAGGAACACGGCGUCGAUUAUGGUGCCUCGAGACGUCGCCAGCAGCAGGACUCGCGUGCUCUUAAUGCUAUUUAGGAGCUGGGGCCCCGGGGCCUGUCGCUUCAGCGCUGUCCCCACCUGCGCACCACCGCCCUUUAGCGGGCUCGCCUCCCGGUAACGCUACCGAACGCUAGGAAGUGCGCAACGCUACCUCGCGAUAAGAUCGCUGCGCUCUGUUAGUGGGGCUGUUUCCUGUCGCGCUACUUUAUACGCUAAGAAAGAAAAGAAGAAUACAGAAAUCCAGAUCGGCUGACAACAGCACACACUACCAACGAGUCUAAAAAAAGAUAUGCUACCAUAUAUAUCGAUUCUAUCCGGACGCACCUCGACGAUCUCGCAACCGUCGACGAUUCAUCUCCGCGUAUCUGUUCAACAAAGGAAUCUCGCUAUCAGUCGCCGGCAGCGUGCACGCUAAUCUCGAAAAACAUUUCGCGCUUACAUUUUUCUUUGCGCUCGCUGCUCGCUAGAAAGCAUAUAAAUAAAUUGCAAUUGUCAGAUUUUAUUGCCGUUUGAUUAGAGAACGUGAUUCAGUUGCGCGAUAAUCGUUGGAGAAUUCUUUGGCAUGCUCGAAGCGUGCAUUCUUAUCUUCCGAAAGCUUUUACAUCCGUAAUAAUACACUAUUAUAUUAUACUGCUGCUAUUAUUCCUUUUUACACUACCGAAUACUUUAAUAACGUUCGCAAUCAAUUCAAUUGUAUAAUUAUACUUUAUUAAUAAUGAAUCAACAACGGUUUGAUGAUAAAACAUUGAAAUCUCUUCUUCUUCUUCUUCUCUUUUUCUUCUUCUUAUGAUGUGCAAUGUCAUCAAUAGCGUGCAUGUGUGAUUAUCAAGACAUCUUCAUUCCGAUAAAUCUAAAUCGCUUAUCAUCAAACUGCAAAGAAUCGAAAGCAAGAGCAUUAUUCUUGGGCAUUGCUGGAUGAAUACCAUUAUAUAUAGAAACAUAUCUUCACCUUCGUAUGUCGUGUCUCGCUUCGCCAAUCAAUGCCCCGAUCAUAUCACGUUCUACUAUUCUGAUGUCAUCUACGAUUGCAGAAUCACGCUACUCGUUAAUCAUACCAACUACCGAAUUAUCUUAUCACGCACAAACACCAUUGAAACGUACUUGUCUAAUAACGAAUGCUUAAGAACUCUCUAUGCUAUAUAGAGGAAACGUGUCAACAUGUCAUAACGAUUAAGCAUACUAUGCCAAACGUGUCAAAUGCUCACCGUAAUAAUUGCUGACCAUGACAAACUGCACGCAUCAUUUCGAGAUGCACGUUACAUAACAUCUUUUACGCUACUUUAUACGAAAGAAAAAUAACAUUAUGAAAUAAUCUUGUAAAAAAUGUAAAAUACAUACUUGACUGCAUUCGGUACUCCUCGUUAAGUACACUACUCAAAGUGGUUCAUAUAUUUAAUCAAAUCAACACGAUACAUUUUUCACGCAAAAUAUUAUAGAACUUACUCUCGAACCUUUUCGAUAAAGUCAAAUAUAAUCAAGAACAUAUAAAGCAAAAGAUUUAUCGAUUUUAAUUACAUUUCCAUAAUUUUUCUAACACAUGAAUUUAAACUGUUUUUAAUCAAAUAAUUUUAAAAAUAAUGUACAACUAAUUAUUGUUAAUCAAAACUCUUUAUAUGCACACACAUACACACAUUCUAUUCAUCUAUAUCUUCAAUGGACUCUAAUUCUGGACAUAAAUUGUUUGCCAAACUCCAAAAUUAUAGCGAUAAGGAUGAACUUCUUUUAAUAUUUAUAUACCAUUUUUCAAUUAGCAGAGAGGAUUAUCUAUCACGAACGCUCAAUUAAGGUUCGAGCGUAGUUUAAAAAUCGUUUGAACAAACGAUUAUUCUAACGGUAGUUAGGAUAAUCUAUCCUGAUUAUCCUAACAGAAGCGAUUCAAAAUGAUCUUCCGGUGUUCUUGUCCAUGCAGUAUACAAAUGCAGGACAAAUUCCCCAUUCGCGGAAUCAGCUCAACGACACUAGUAGACGCGCGAGACAAUCGCGUGGGACGAGGAGACCAACAUAGAAAGUGCACUCGAAAUAGAGUGAAAGAGCCCUGGGGCCUUAAAUCCCUGCACCGAUUCCUCCCGGGCCCCAAAACUAAGUCUAUGUCGAAUCGACGAUCGGCGAUCGACACGGUAUCGAAUAUUUCUUAUAAUCGAGAAUAAUUGAUAUAUCUAAAGCAGAGAUUUGUCUUUUCUCAUAGUAUUUAAUUAUAGGGAACAAUGAUGAUCAUUAUAAUUCUCAUUGAAUAAAAUUAACGAUUGUCUAGCGAAAUAAUCUAUGAUCAGUUGACAGAUAAUAUUAUUAACAGCUCAAUCCACUGAUAAUCAAGAAGGGGGCUUUAAUAAAAUUUCGCAGCUGAUCAUGGAUAUAAAUAUAUAUACUAUAUAUAUUUUAAUUCGAUCGUCGAUCGUAAUAGCCAAUGUACUCACCAUAAUUUAUGAUCGCUGAAGGGCGAUCUGUAAUGGAUGCAGCUCGGCAAUCUCGAAUUUGAUCGUGAAAUUGUUAGAAAUUGAAACCCGUCGUCUAUCACGCGACAAUGGAUAUAGCUGAAGCGAUUUUAACGAUCAACGUAGUGAUACUUACCAUCAAUCACGUAAUUAAAUUAGACAAACUAACGUAGAAACGAAGCGUUCUGAAGAAAUUUUUGAUUUAUGAUUCAAAAUUAGAAGAUAUUUACGCGCAUUAAUUAGGAAAAUUUUUGAUUUUGAAGCGCGUCGACCAUCUGGCGCGUAGUUUUGCGAUGCGUUUAUACGUUUUACUGAAGUUACGCAAAACUACACAUUACACAAAGAUACACAAUACAUACCAAAGAAAAAACAUUUUGUGUGCAUAGUAUGUGUGUACAAUGUAUAUAUAUAUAUAUAUAUUGUACGCACAAGUAAUCCAUCUAUAUCACACGAUAAACUUUAACCAA
This is a messenger RNA of Pogonomyrmex barbatus (red harvester ant), 4897 nucleotides long. It is a transcript of the gene Ca-beta, whose product is annotated as Calcium channel protein beta subunit. NCBI's taxonomy places the organism in Eukaryota, Metazoa, Arthropoda, Insecta, Hymenoptera, Formicidae. The record is from RefSeq and is a predicted model, not a curated record. Gene Ontology annotation, biological process: calcium ion transmembrane transport. Gene Ontology annotation, cellular component: voltage-gated calcium channel complex. Gene Ontology annotation, molecular function: voltage-gated calcium channel activity; protein binding.